AUGACAACAGAAUCUGAUGGUGUAGAGAAUACAGCCCCUCGUGGUGUCAAGCGACGCUCGAACUCGCCACCACCCUGGCGACGAUCGCAGAAAGCACAACGAACAAGCUAUGCGAGUAGAGAUGGCCCGAACCGACAAGAAUCCGCUGCCACCUUCGAGAAACUGCAGAAAGAUCAAGUUAGACUGAAUCAGAUACAAGAAGACGAAAGAGCCCGAGAAUGGGUUGCUCAAGAGGACGAAUUUGUUCUAAAACAGGCAAAGAAAAAGGCAGAGAUCCGUGUCAAGGACGGCAGGGCCAAGCCUAUUGAUUGGCUCACAGUAGUCUUGCGGAGUAUCGAUACAACGCGAAACGCCUUAGACGAUGAGUACGACACCAGUGAAAUCGACAUUGUUGAUCCCAACACGGUCUUUGAUAAGCUGUCUGAGGAACAACUGUUGGACCUCGAGAAAGAUAUUGAUACCUUCCUACGCCUGGAGAAGAACACUCAGAACAAAGACUACUGGCGAACCAUGAGAAUCAUUUGCCGAGAUCGGAGGAAGAAGUCCACAGUGGAUCCAGAAGGCCGUGCUGUAAGCUCUGUCUCGUCGGAUAUCGAUCUUUUGUUAAGCCCAAAGUCUUUCGACGAGCUUGAAGCUCUGGAGGUGCAGAUCAACCGCAAGCUGGUAUCUGAUGAGCCUAUUGACACAGAUUACUGGGAACAGCUGCUAAAGAGCCUCUUAACAUGGAAAGCGAAGGCCAAGCUUGAAAAGUUGUAUCAGUCUGCCCUCGACUCGCGAUCCUCAGCACUUGUGCGCCAGACUGGUGCCACAACUGUGCAUGUUGGAAAGAGGCAAGAACGUCCGAAUAAAGGUACAGACAGCGGCUCUGUCAUUUUCCCAAUAACAGGUGAUGCGAUGCGGAAGCCAGAACAGAAGCCGACCACCGCUGAGACAGAUGCAGCUCGAGCGGGCCUUGUUCUCUCGGAGCCAUCCUCUGGAAGAUUUGCUGCCAUACCAACCGAAGACUUCUCCCAGGCGACUAAGGCACUUUACGAGAAAGAGGUAGCUCGCGGCAUAAGUGAGAAUGAGGAAAUCUUUGCAGGAGAGGAAGAUGUCGACACCAAGUCUAAAGCUCUCUGGUCCGGCAAGUACCGACCACGUAAGCCUCGUUAUUUCAACCGGGUCCAGAUGGGGUACGAAUGGAACAAGUACAACCAAACCCACUAUGAUCAUGACAAUCCGCCUCCAAAGGUCGUACAGGGUUACAAGUUCAAUAUCUUCUAUCCUGACCUGAUCGACAAAACUAAAGCACCAACCUACAAAAUCGAAAGAGAAGGGGGACGAAAGAAAGGGCAGUCGUUUGCCCCAGCCGGCGAGGAAGAUACUUGCCUCAUCAGGUUUAUCUCUGGUCCGCCUUACGAGGACGUGGCUUUUCGUAUUGUUGAUAAAGAAUGGGAUUACAGCGCCAAACGCGAAAGAGGCUUCAAGAGCAGUUUUGAUAAAGGGAUCCUACAGCUUCAUUUCCAGUUCAAAAAAGUCUUUUACAGGAAGUGA
This is a messenger RNA of Endocarpon pusillum Z07020, 1533 nucleotides long. RefSeq lists its product as uncharacterized. The transcript has 2 exons. NCBI's taxonomy places the organism in Eukaryota, Fungi, Ascomycota, Eurotiomycetes, Verrucariales, Verrucariaceae. The record is from RefSeq and is a predicted model, not a curated record. The coding region runs from base 1 to 1533 and encodes 510 amino acids. Gene Ontology annotation, molecular function: protein binding. Gene Ontology annotation, biological process: mRNA cis splicing, via spliceosome. Gene Ontology annotation, cellular component: spliceosomal complex; cytoplasm.